Molecule: messenger RNA, 1113 nt
Organism: Penicillium daleae
Lineage: Eukaryota; Fungi; Ascomycota; Eurotiomycetes; Eurotiales; Aspergillaceae
Product: fungal specific transcription factor domain-containing protein
Exons: 2
Coding region: 1-1113 (370 amino acids)
Biological process (GO): positive regulation of transcription by RNA polymerase II; DNA-templated transcription
Cellular component (GO): nucleus
Molecular function (GO): sequence-specific DNA binding; zinc ion binding
Source: RefSeq, a predicted model, not a curated record
AUGCGUCUUGGUCUGACUCUGGGACUGAAUUAUGACAUCCCCGAAUGUCAAUGCCCCGAUCCUGUAGACCGGCAACAUCGAAUCCGCCUGUGGUGGGCAAUUUAUGUCUUUGACCGGAUGUAUGGGUCCAAGGUGGGCUGGCCUAUUCAGAUUGCCGAUGACGAUAUCCACGUUGAGAUGCCCUCUACUGUUCCGGGCGAUGUCCAUGACGAGCAAUUCUCCGAUACUCCGUUCUUGGUCGCUUCAAUUGAUCUGGCCCGUAUCACAGGACAGGUGAUUGAGAAAGUGUACAGUCGCAAGAAACAACCCGAUUCCUUUUUGCAGCGAGAGCAAAAGCUGCUUAUCUCACUUAAGCAAUGGGCGCAGGCGCUCCCCCCGCAUGUUCGGUUAAAUCGUGAUGGGGCUGGUCCCAAGAAUGUAGUCUCGCUGCAUUUACAAUUCAAUCAGACGCACGUCCAGACUCUCAAAACGCUGAGCGACGCAUGCAUCCACGCUGCAAGACACAACCACUCGCUGAUCGUGGGGGAAUGGACCAACGGCUCUCUCCCAAUCAUGGGGUAUUUCUACGCACAUUACCUCUUCUCCGCGGCCCUAAUCAUGGUCCUCUCCAGCCAAAUCCAACCCGAGACGCACAACGACUACGCAUUAUUCGAAACGGCAUUCGAAAUUCUCCGCGCCAUGCGCGACCACGGCAACCUCGCCGCGACCGAAUUCUACGAUAACCUGCAAUGUGUCCAACAAUGUCUCGACCAGCAUCAGCCCUGUAACCCACAUCCGAGCGCCAAACGGGGCUCAACCGCACGACACUCGCUCGCGGGCGAGUCACAUCGCGUGCCGGAUCAGCACCCAACCGAUACGCUGCCUGUGCUCCCUGAGGCUGCCCGACGAGCGAGUGAAGUGGGUCUCUCUGGAGGAGGAUCGGCGCUGGCUGACACGAGCGGUAGUAGUGCGCUGGGAGGGUUUGGUAAUGAGAUGGUGUUUUUGGAUGAGAGUAUGGAAGAGUUCCUGGCGCAGCCGGACGUUGAUUUUGGGCCGUUGGAUCCGUCGGGAGUGCCGAUCAGCGUGGCGGAUGCGAUGUACUCGUGGCCGAAUUUCUCACUGUGGACGGCAUGA